Drosophila eugracilis is the source of this 1615-nucleotide messenger RNA. RefSeq lists its product as uncharacterized. The record is from RefSeq and is a predicted model, not a curated record. The transcript has 3 exons. The coding region runs from base 1 to 1392 and encodes 463 amino acids. NCBI's taxonomy places the organism in Eukaryota, Metazoa, Arthropoda, Insecta, Diptera, Drosophilidae.
AUGGGAUACAAAAGCCGGCCUGGAAAGCCACGUCGCUUAGCUUUAGUGACAACCUGUGUAGGCCUCAACAUAACAAAGUGGACCCGAGUCGCUGAAGAAGAGAAGAGACUACAUUAUCACGACAAUGGGCAAAAAGAAUGUUUGUCUCCGAGGAUCUCCGAGAUUCCAGGGGGUCAGGGGUCUGAGGGGUCUGAGGGGUCUGAGGGGUCACAGGGGCCUUCUGAAUGCGAGUCAGCGGACCUCAUAAACACCUUCAUUGAAAAACCGCCCACGAUGUACCAAUGGAUGCGAUGGAAAAACUGCAAGACCCAUAAGCUGCACCUGGAGGAAACCUAUCCCAGCAUUCGGCCGCCGAUCUCGAAAUGCGACGAAAUCAAGACCCUGCAUCAUAUCGACGACAGUAUGGCGGCCAACCAAUGCAUGAGGCUAUUGGACUUUGGCAAGGCAGAUGUAGUGACCAUAUGGAGAUCCACUUCCCGGAAAGACACCUUGGGGUGCUAUGGCGUUGGAUCAGAUCCCACUCCGCAGAUAUUCUUAUAUGAUGAAGCCUUGAGGAAGAGCCUUAAGGCAGCCAGUCUUCUACCCAAGCCACCAAAGAAGUCAAAUAUAAAGCCCAAGUGGCAGCUCAAGAAAAAAGGGCGGGAACCGGAAGGCGCCUAUGUCCUGAAUCGAGAAUGUCUUAAAUCCAAGCUCGACAGCAUGCCAAACGUUAAACGACAGCUGAAGUCCAGCAAUGCCUUCUCCUGGCUCCACUGCCCGCAGCCAGCGGAUGGAAGGCAUCCCUUUGAUGAUAGCACUGGCUUUCCGGCGAUCAGCUUAAAACAAGCAAUGGACAUGGUGAAACCGGAGAAGCCUCCGAAACAUGGCCUGCGACGUAAGCACUGGUACUGCCCUCCAAAAUGCGGCGAAGUUGAGAACAAGUGCACCGACUACGAGUGGGCCAACUAUAAGCUGAAUCCCCGAGCAAUCGACGAGGCUUUCCGCCAAGAAGUGGCUGCCCAGCAAAAAUUCAAGAAACACGAGCCUUCCAACUACGAUGAGCUCUACAAAUCUUUACAGAAUUGCUUUGUUCAGAACCCGAGUGGAAGAACUCAACUCUGCGAAGCGCUUGAGAAAUGUUGUAAAAAUCGCGGAGAUCCACCCUCCCAGGGAUGUGGCGAGUUUAUGCCCGGUGGCACUGGAUGCGAUGUGAGAUGCGCCUGCCUCGGAAAAUGCUGCUGCAACAGGAAAAAGGGAGGCAAAUCCUGCGGGUUUAUACCCAUUAUGAUACAGACGAAUACAUUAACCGAGAGAAACGGCGAAGAAUGUUCCUGCUUAUCAAAGGAAAAAUCGAGCACGAGUGUUCGCGACAUUUUCCAAAUGGACGUAACCGAAGAAGCCUCCAAUCUGUGAGUUAUUAUAAAGUAUACGCACCUUUGGCCGCUUGGCAUACUGCCCGGUCCGAACGUCGCGAAUUGUGGCUAUGUCCAGGAUAUCCAGCUCAUUGUUCUGAUCGACCCAGUAGAGAAAGAAGCCCUUCGCAUCGACACGCAUUGUAACCGGUGUUCCAUUGCCCGAGUCCUGUAAACAAAAGAUAUAAUGAGAACCAAAAAUAAAACAGGCUUAACCAAAACAA